Nicotiana tabacum (common tobacco) is the source of this 975-nucleotide messenger RNA. RefSeq lists its product as uncharacterized. The record is from RefSeq and is a predicted model, not a curated record. NCBI's taxonomy places the organism in Eukaryota, Viridiplantae, Streptophyta, Magnoliopsida, Solanales, Solanaceae.
UCGGCUGCUGUUCAGUCACCGGUAGAAGAGUCGCCGUCGAGGCUAUUUGGGCUAGUGAAAGAGUAUGAAGAUUAUAGAAGGGCUUUAUAUGGUGGGCUUACACAUAAAGCUCUUCUUGUUGAUGCUGUGGGUACACUUGUUAUUCCUUCUCAGCCCAUGGCUCAGAUUUAUAGGCAAAUUGGUGAGAAGUAUGGGGUGGAGUAUUCUGAAGCUGAGAUAUUGAAAAGAUACAGAUGGGCUUAUGAACAGCCUUGGGUUAGAUCUAGGCUCAGAUAUGUUAACGAUGGACGACCAUUUUGGCAACAUAUAGUUAGUUCUUCGACUGGCUGUUCUGAUUCUCAGUACUUUGAGGAGCUGUAUAACUACUAUACUACUGAAAAGGCUUGGCAUCUUUGUGAUCCAAAUGCUGAGAGGGUAUUCAAUGCUCUUAGAACGGCAGGAGUAAAGUUGGCUGUAGUGUCAAAUUUUGACACCCGAUUGAGACCAGUGUUAAGGGCUCUGAACUGUGAUCACUGGUUUGAUGCGGUAGCCGUGUCAGCUGAGGUAGAAGCAGAGAAGCCUAAUCCAACAAUAUUUUUAAAAGCUUGUGAGUUGCUAGGAGUAAAUCCAGAAGAUGCUGUUCAUGUAGGCGACGAUCGUAGGAAUGACAUUUGGGGUGCCAGAGAUGCAGGUUGUGAUGCCUGGCUGUGGGGAAGUGAUGUUAACUCCUUUAAAGAGGUUGCUCAAAGAAUAGGUGUCGAGGUCUGACAGGGUAGAUUGCUCUGUCGCCAAAACUUAAUCGAUGCUUUCAGUGCGUAAAAAGCUGCUUCUUGUGUAUCUUCUCAUAAUCCCAUGUAUAUAUUCUGCUUUUGUAAUCAGUGUGAGAGAGAUCACCAAGGACUUUGUUGGUGGGCAAUGUUUAGAGUGGAAUAAACAGGCUGUAGAACUUUGAUUUCUCAAUGCCAUAUAUAUUAGUUGCCUCUUUGGUUUAUUGGA